AUGGACAUUUUCGACAUCCACAACGUCAAAUCGGAAAAAAAUAACACUAUCCUACAGUACCGGCGGUUUAAAAAAAUCGCUAAACUAUUCCGUCUCGUUGAGCUGUUAUCAGCUGUGGUGUUACUCUCAUGGAUCUCAACUCGACUGCCGUUCGUCAUCAAACUUUCCGGCGAGUACUUCCGUCAGCUUCUCUCCGUUAUCGUCAGUCCUCUCUUCAUUUUUCUCAUCGGUAACGUCAUCGUUCUCACUCUCGUACUCAAAUCCGGUCAACUCACGGGCAAUUUCAGCACCGGAACCGAUCUGUACGAAGAAAUUGUGAAUAAUGAAGUUCCUCCGGUUGUUCUACCGGAGGAAAUUGUUUAUCAGGAUAAACAAAUCAUAUCUGAAGAAAACAUUAAACCGAUGACUCGUAACUGUUGUGAAGAAAACGAAAUCAAAAUUAGUGAAAGUGUAAACAAAGUGUUGGAUGAUUCGGUUUCAGAUCUGGAUCUGAAAGUUUACCGGAGAAGUGAGAGUGAGAAGUUGAAGAAGAGUGAGUGUUCGGAGAAAGUUUACGGCAAGCUGAGGCGGUCGGAGACGGAGGUAGGUUGCCGGAAAGUUGAAGCUCCGGUGGAGAAACCGGUGGUCAACGUUGUUGACGAACUGAGUAAUGAAGAGUUUCAGAGGAGGAUUGAAGGGUUUAUUGCUAGACAAGUUAGGUUUCAUCAGGAAGAAAAACUGUCAAUUGUUCCACACAAUUUAAUGUGA
Messenger RNA from Helianthus annuus (common sunflower), 747 nucleotides. RefSeq lists its product as uncharacterized. NCBI's taxonomy places the organism in Eukaryota, Viridiplantae, Streptophyta, Magnoliopsida, Asterales, Asteraceae. The coding region runs from base 1 to 747 and encodes 248 amino acids. The transcript has a single exon. The record is from RefSeq and is a predicted model, not a curated record.